CUAUUUGAUGAAAUGCUUUAGUUUCGAUCUGAUGAUGGAUGACUUGAACUGUAUUGCAAACAUGUCAUUUUUGCAAAUGCUUCAAUUUCCCUUACACAAUUGGUAUCUACAUAUCCUGGACCCUUGAUGCUAAUUUCAAUCUAGUGCCUACAUCCUCAUUUCAAGAAAAGGCAUCAUAAAAGAAGGGUUGUGCAAAAGCCUUUUUGGAUUCAAUUAUAAAUAGGUGGAUUCUUGAGGAAAGGUUCUUGUCCAAUACAAUGUGCUUGAAGUGGCUCUGACAUGAGAAAGCUGUUGGAUGCAAUGUCUUGUAGACUUGGCACAUUGACAACCUAUCCAAGCUUGCCUUCUGAUGAUAUGAUUAAUGAUGGAUGGUUACCGAACAAACCAAUUGGUAUUAGGCGUUUAGGACUGAGAAAUCCAUGAAGAUUUCAAACUUAAGCUGAAGUGAUAAAGAUAUCAGCCUUUUCAUUCAUGUUUGACUUCAUACCAGCUGAAACUACAUAUACUUGAGGGGCAAUUGCUUGAUCCUCAUCCCUUUUUUCAAAGAUUUCAUUCUCUGCCUUUCUUCACCUAGAUAUGCUGGAAACUCUUGUAUCGCCUAAGUCCAAGAUUGGCAUUCAACAUACAUGAUAUUUGAACCUAUUCUUUAUCAGAGUGGAAAAAAAAAAAAAGCUACUCCCCAAUUUGUUGUUAAUUCUUGACUUUGUGCCAACACAUUGUCAGUAGUUAAAAAAACAUGUUGAAAUCUCGAAAAAUUUCAAAUUCAAGUUGCCAUAAAUACCAUGUAACUAUUUGUAUAUGUUUCUGUAAACUAACGAGCAUUUUCAGUAAAAUGUUGUGUGGAGAAACAGAGAUAACAGAACUAAAACUUGACCCUUCCCAAAGAUUCCCAGAAGACUUCUCCUCUCUCCCAUUUUCCAUUUAUAUUUCCAUUGAACCCUCCAGGGGUUGAGUGAGUUGAGAUUCACUUGUGAGGGUUUAAUCUUGCACCCGCAAGCAAGAGUUUGUUCCGGUUUAAUCUUGCACCCUGAGUGAUCUUGGGGGUGUGUUGAUUCCUUCAAGAGUUUUAUUGAGAGGAUUUGUGGGGUUUACAUUGUAAAGGGGUGAGGUUUGAGAGAAAUACUCAUCUUCUUAUAAAAGGAUUGAGUGGCUCCUUUAAGCCACCCUUGUCUUUCUUAGUGAAGAGUGUGGAGGAAAUCCUUGGUGAGUGAAGUCAAGGUAGAGGACUAGGCUCCAAGUGGUUGGAUCGAACCUCUAUAAAUUCAUUAUGCAAGC
Rubroshorea leprosula is the source of this 1275-nucleotide messenger RNA. NCBI's taxonomy places the organism in Eukaryota, Viridiplantae, Streptophyta, Magnoliopsida, Malvales, Dipterocarpaceae. The record is from the annotation of a GenBank genome assembly.